AUGGUGCAAGUCACGUUGCUUUGUGCGAUCGUUGGAUUACCUCGAUGUGUUUCUGCCAUCAAAAUCGACACGAAUGAAGUGGUAGGGAUUUUGAAAGAUGCCAUUAAGGCGAAAAACGCAGUGGAUAUCUUGUGCGAUGCUAGAGAGCUGCGGCUCUUCCUGGCGAAAAAAGAUGGGGCGUGGCUGCGAGACGACGGUGAGUUGGACAGACUGGUUCAGACCGAAGGAUUUCUCGGUGGGAUGGAGGAGAUGCGCGCGUCGUGGGAAUUGUCAGAUCCUAGUUUGUUUGGUACCGGCGUAUUGCUAGGAAAGAAGAUGGUCCACGUGCUGGUGAUGCUUCCGCCGACUAUGGCUAGUCCGUUGGGCAAGUCGAUUACUGUGGGCGGUGUCACGACUCCCGUCACGUCAACGAUGAUGAAGUCACCACGGAUCGAUUUCUGGAAAGCUUUUCGAACGAUGAAUACCCCGGUCGUAGCGGACGCUGUGAUCACGUUACCUGAAAAGACAUUUAUACUUGAUGAAUCUGAACUUGGCUCCCACAUAUACGUUCGUCCUUGUUACCCGCACUUAUGGGAUCUUUGUCGAAGCAUUCUUGACGGGAAGAAAGGAACUUAUAAGCGCCUUAUCAUCCUCGGCACCCCAGGAAUUGGCAAGACUUACUUUUGCUUUUUGGUGUUGCUGUAUCUCGCACAAGAUGGAGCUACGGUGAUUUACGUGAGUUCCGAAGUGAAGGGGGAACGUACUCUAUUUUCCAGCAAUCUGGUGGUCGUAGGAUCGAAAACGGAUUUUGAAAUCUUUCUUAAGCAGAGUAAAACGUUUUACGUCGUGGAUGGUGUCAAACCAUCACGCGUGAAGGCGAAGACAAUGCUUGUAACGUCGCCACGCAAAGAGGUUUGGCAUAAGAUUUUUCAACGAAAAUGCGCGAGGUUGUUCAUGCCAGUGUGGUCAAAGCAAGAGAUGUUUAAGUGUCGUGAGCUGUUGUAUUCGAACACUCCCGUGGAGAUUGUGGAGAAAAGGUAUUUGAAAUGGGGCGGCGUUGCGCGCUACGUCUUAGAGUAUGCUGAGGACAAAGCAGUGCAAAAAUCGCUAAAGGAGGCAAUUACCAAAUCUAAUUUGCAGAUGAUACUCACAGCAAGUGUCGAAUCAAACGGCGUGGAAAGUGACGUCUCGCAUCGGCUGCUCCACUUUCGAGUCAACCACGAGUUUUGUUACAAGAGUUUGGACUUUGCAUCAGUCUACGUCGCCCAAAAAGUUUUUGAAAUGUUGUACGAACGUGGGAGAAGGGACCUAAUCGAUUUUCUUGCUGCUUCGCAUGAACUCAGCGAAGAUGCGGUGAAACGGGGAAUUCUAUUCGAGCGAUUCGCGCUUUCAUUGCUGUCGCAAGGGGGGACAUUUGAAUCUCGGCACUUAAAACCGAAAGAUUCUGCUACAGAUAGUGACGAAGACGAGUGCAAAUCAAAAUGCGUCGUUGUUGAUAGCGAAGGUGAUGUUACGAUGUACAAGCGCGCAGAGUCAGAAUGCGUUAAAUUGCGUCCGCGACAAACUCUUUUUUUCAAGCGAGUUCAUGAUGUGACUCAUUCCGAUGUUGGGGAAUUUCUCCAGCCUGCCUCACGUAAUUUUGAGUCGGUGGAUGCGAUGGCUAAGCCCGACGAGUUAUUUCAGGUUACUUGUGCACAAGUGCACCCCUGUAAACAAAAUGGGCUUCUCAAGGCUCUUGAGAUGCUUGGGAACCCUGAUGAACCGCGGCUAUAUUUCGUCGUUCCGCCGGAUGUAUACGAGGGGUUUGAAUACCAAGAGUAUCAUACUGUUAAAGGGGGGAAGGCAAAGAUCAUUGAUAAGCGGUUGAAGAAGUUGGAGCAGCAUGUUAUAAAGAUCGACUUUUCUCACAAGAUUCGUUUGACAAAGAAAAACGCAUUGAGUCGCACCAGUUCACGUGAAAAAGACGAGGAAAUUUCAGGGCAAAGUGGUGCGCCAAAAUGUGCGAAAUCUGGCAGCUCGUAA
This is a messenger RNA of Peronospora matthiolae, 2001 nucleotides long. NCBI's taxonomy places the organism in Eukaryota, Oomycota, Peronosporomycetes, Peronosporales, Peronosporaceae. The record is from the annotation of a GenBank genome assembly.